AUGGAUCCCGCCGGUCGAUCUCUGCUAAGUUUAGCCGCUGCCAUUGGAAACGGUCCUAUUGUACAAGAACUUCUGGCUCGUGGUCUUGACGAGGCACAUCGAGAUCAUGCCGGUUGUACACCAUUGCAUUUGGCUGCUGCUGGACCAAGCUCGGCGACAUCGGCCAAUNCAAUUGUGAAACGGAGGCGACCGCUGAACAGUACUGCGAAGUCAUUCGGGUUCUCGAAUCGGGAGUCAUAUGUCGAUAAAAUUAGAUACUACGAAAAAAGACAUUUCCCCUCUAACAUGAUCCGUGACUACAUACUACUGGAAAGCGGCGCUCAUGCAGAGGACACGGAUAAUGCGGGUCGUACCCCGCUUCUGACCGCUUGUGAAUGCAAUCAGUUGGCUGCCGUUGAGGUACUUCUCACCCAAACUCCACCGAGCUCAUUCAAUUACCACAGUCCGAAUCGAUCCGGUACCCCGUGCUCGCUCAACUCGACAGAGCCAUCAGGAGCGACAGGUCAUCAUGCACACGGACCUUUCGGUAUGGCCGGUGCAGACACCUACGGUCGGACCACGUUAUACCUCCUAGCUCUGGAGGGCAUGCUCGAUAUGGCUGAUCUAUUGUUACACACACCGGCUCCCGGUGCUCACAUGCGUCCCGGAUCCGCUGGUCUAGUUGGUGCUAAUCCCGUUCUGUCCGAUGAUGAGGGUCGAUGUCCGCUACAUGUGGCCACUUGGCAAGGACACCUUGAGAUGGUGAAACUGUUGCUCCAGGCGAAUGGAGGCAAUGUGAUGACAGUAAACUUGAUUUAA
Messenger RNA from Echinostoma caproni, 798 nucleotides. NCBI's taxonomy places the organism in Eukaryota, Metazoa, Platyhelminthes, Trematoda, Plagiorchiida, Echinostomatidae. The record is from the annotation of a GenBank genome assembly.